Fomitiporia mediterranea MF3/22 is the source of this 1107-nucleotide messenger RNA. RefSeq names its product manganese peroxidase 3 (gene FmMnP5l). Gene Ontology annotation, molecular function: peroxidase activity; heme binding. Gene Ontology annotation, biological process: cellular response to oxidative stress; response to reactive oxygen species; hydrogen peroxide catabolic process. The record is from RefSeq and is a predicted model, not a curated record. Bases 1 to 1107 code for a protein of 368 amino acids. Lineage: Eukaryota; Fungi; Basidiomycota; Agaricomycetes; Hymenochaetales; Hymenochaetaceae. The transcript is spliced from 6 exons.
AUGGUCUUCAAACUUGCCGCUGCAACCAUUGCUUUCGCUGCCCUUGCUGGCGCGGUCAACUUCAGGCGUGUUACUUGUCCUGACGGUAACAUCGCCAGUCACGAAGCUUGCUGUGCGUUCUUCGCACUCCGCGAUGACCUCCAGGAGAACCUCUUCGACGGCGAAUGCGGCGAAGACGUCCAUGAAUCCUUGCGUCUCACCUUCCACGAUGCUAUUGGCUUCUCCAGGUCCGGCAAGCUCAAGGGUGGAGGAGCUGACGGCUCCAUGAUCCUUUUCAGCGACAUUGAGACCAACUUCGCUGCAAACGCCGGUAUUGACGACUCAGUGGACGCACUCUCGCCGUUCCUCACUCGUCACUUGGUCACCGCUGGCGAUCUUAUCCAGUUCGCUGGAGCUGUUGGAACUACCAACUGCCCUGGAGCACCGCGUCUCCAAUUCCUUGCGGGUCGUCCAAACGCCACAUUCCCUGCUGAUGACAACACCGUUCCAUUGCCGCAGAGCGACGUGACUACGAUCCUUGAGCGCAUGGAAGACGGUGGCUUCUCACCCGCUGAACUUAUCCAUCUGCUUGCCUCUCAUACUAUAGCUCGUUCGGAUACGCUCGUCGCUGGCCAUGAAGCAGUUCCAUUUGAUACGACACCGUUCACUUUUGAUACGCAAAUCUUCCUUGAAGUUCUGCUUAAGGGAGUCGGUGUUCCCUUCGGUAUUAACAACACUGACGGUGCAGAAGUCGAUUCGCCCAUUCCAAACUCUGGUGAGAUGCGUCUGCAGUCUGACUUCGCGCUUGCUCGUGACCGACGAACGGCUUGCGAGUGGCAGAGUAUGGUUGAUAACCAACAGUUAAUGAUGAAUAACUUCAAGAGCGCCAUGGCCAAGCUUGCGGUUGUCGGACACAAUCCGAACAACCUCGUUGACUGCUCGGAAGUUGUCCCGCAAGCGAAGCCGCCCGUUAGGAAGCCAGCUACAUUCCCCGCCGGUACCAGUCGCGCUGACGUUCAACAAGCCUGCCCUGAACCUUUCCCGGUCCUCCGCACUGACCCUGGUCAAGCUACUCAAAUUCCGGCUUGCCCAGAUGGCGACCUUAAUCUCGACGACUGCCCAUCUUAA